AUGUGCGCCUAUCAUUCGGGGGUAGAGUGUCAUAAUACGGAGGAUUAUUGGACUCUCAAGAGGGCAGUUGAGAAUUUGAUAGAACAGAAAAAAGUCGUGCUAAGGGAUAAGGAAGUCCCUAAUGUGACUAACAAUCCAUUACCGGCUCACAACAACGGGCCAAUCAUUGGAAUGAUUUGUGAUGAUAAACAGUUUGAUCCGGCCUUGAAAGCUAUCAUCACCAUUGCCGAUUCGAAGGUAAGACCUAGAGCGGCGGUGAAACAGGCUAGAAAUGAGAAGAAGAAACUCCAACUCCUCAAGUUGCAGAAAAAGCUGUGGAAACAAAAGAAAGUCACGGUGAAUGUACCAAAGUUGUAUGUGCCAAAAGGGACUUAUGUGGCACAGGGGCCGGUAAUUUCACCAAGGCUGACUGAGCCCGUGGUUAUCAGCCGCGCACCAAAGAGCCCUAUGAGAGACCCCACUGCAGUCCCCUGGAAUUAUAGCAAAAUAGUGGUCACUUACACGGGGAAAGAGAUUAUGGGGGAGGUGAACGAAAUGAACCAAUCUGGGAAGGACCAGAACCCAGAGGAGCUAAAGAGAUCAAAAUUGAACAAGGAGAAACAGUCUCCACCCAAGAAGCCUGUGAGUGCUGAAGAAGCAGAAGAGUUUUUCCGAAAAAUGAAAACUUCGGAAUAUGCCAUAAUUGAUCAACUCCGGAAGACUCCUUCCCAGUCGAACAAUUGGAGAGAAUGGCUAAACGAUUUCGAAGUCAACAGGAUUUCUUUCAGCCGUGAUGACUUGCCCCUAGAGGGAGCCGCCCACAACAAAGCCCUUCACUUGACUGUCAAAUGCGAAGGUUAUUAUGUGAAGAGGGUCAUGCUAGAUGGUGCGUCCAGGUUUGACAUUUGCCCUCUCUCAACGCUUCAGAGGAUGGAAAUUGGAACAAAAAUAAUUCGACCAAGCAAUGUCUGUGUGCGCGCUUUUGAUGGAGUCAAGCGAGACACAAUAAGGGAAAUUUAUUUGAUUCUGACCAUUGGCCCUGUGGAUUUCGAAGUGACUUUCCAGAUUUUGGAUAUGGAUACUUCGUAUAAUUUUCUCCUAGGAAGACCAUGGGUUCACGCUGCAAGGGUUGUGCCCUCCACUCUCCACCAAAUAGUCAAGUUUGAAUAUGAAAACCAAGAAAUUGUUGUCCGCGAGGAGGAUGAAUAG
Nicotiana attenuata is the source of this 1188-nucleotide messenger RNA. RefSeq lists its product as uncharacterized. The transcript has 3 exons. Lineage: Eukaryota; Viridiplantae; Streptophyta; Magnoliopsida; Solanales; Solanaceae. The coding region runs from base 1 to 1188 and encodes 395 amino acids. The record is from RefSeq and is a predicted model, not a curated record.